This is a messenger RNA of Agrilus planipennis (emerald ash borer), 568 nucleotides long. RefSeq lists its product as uncharacterized. The record is from RefSeq and is a predicted model, not a curated record. The transcript is spliced from 7 exons. NCBI's taxonomy places the organism in Eukaryota, Metazoa, Arthropoda, Insecta, Coleoptera, Buprestidae. Bases 38 to 568 code for a protein of 176 amino acids.
AAGACUAUGCCUGUGCAUCAUUAACAAAAAUCAAGGAAUGACCGAAGAUCAACAGGUCCCUACAUCCGGUACACAACUAACAAAACUUGGUAGUAUUUUUGGUGCAACGUUUAGUCAUUCUUAUUAUCAUCAAUCUCAUCAAACAUCUGAGCAUGUUUAUAAGUUGAAUUCUGUAAAUGGUCCAUUCCCAGCAGACUGGAGAGGAGAACCCUGGCAGGCAGUCAACGGAAACACCUGUGAAAAAGAUGAAAACGAACAAUUUGUACCAGAUUCUGAUUACCCUCACCAUUAUGUCCAUAAUGGAAUCAAAUCAGAAAAUAUUAUGAACAAUAGCCCUCACAAUUUGUCAAAAUCGCAAAAUUACCACCCCAAUUCCGUUUACUCAUUUGGAGAUAUUUAUGAACCGUUUACCACUCCUGUUUAUGCAUCUGCAAGCUGUUUUUACCCUACAACAAUUGCAAGCAGUUCGAAUACCCUUACCAACAGUAUUCAGCAUCAAAUAUCCUACCCUCACCCUUACAUCAAAGAAGAACCAACCGAGAAGGACUCUCAGUNUUGGGUUACUUAA